CACACACACACACACACACACACACACACACACACACACACACACGCACACACGCCACUCCAUUUGCAAGUAGAUCUUACCAAAAUAUCCCGAGAACGGAAACCGUUCGGAGAAACAGAGUUCAAGUUUAUUUUCCCGAACGUUCGGGGAAAUAGAUUCGGCCUUUAAAAAAAUUAAUAUAAUAAAACACAUAAUUUAUUUAUUUUUUAUUUUACCCUCACAAUUGUCAUAAAUGAGAAAUUCUUUAAAGUCUCUGCUGAAAUACAUUCUCAGAAUCUUUAUUUUUCCCCCCAGGUCCCAACAGCGUGGAAGGCCUUCUUGUGGCUUACGUUUAUUACUUCUACCCGACGUCUCAGUGACUGCCAUCGCCUGGUGAAGAAACUUUUGAUCUAGGCCUGUGAUUUGCCACCUAUUUGUUGCUCAUUUGUCAACGUCUCGGGUGUUAUUAUUUUCCCCCGUUGUUGGAAUAGCAGGACCCGGAACCAGCCAUGUCAACAUCGAUGUGUGACCAGAUCGAGACGAUGAGGGGGCGGAGCCAGGACUCUAACACUUCUAAGGACGACAUGUUGAGUAUCCUAAAAACAGAAGAAGUUUGUAACGACGGCGUGAUGCAUCCUUCCGCCACGAAUGCAGCCAGUCUUGACAGUGUGUUCUCUACAUCGGACUCCAGUACAUCUUUUAGUAGCAGUGGAUCCUUUGAUUCAAGUUCAAGUGAACUGACUGGAAAGCAGAGUCGACUGAAUCAAAUUACGUUUGCAAACUUCUGUGAGCGAUACGAACGCACAGGACAAAAACUGGGUAGCGGGUCCUAUGGUUCCGUGGAUACUUUUCGCAAUCGUGAAUCGGGGAGAGAGUAUGCGGUAAAAGUAAUCAAGAAUUGCGACAAUAAAAGCAGAAAAAAAGUAUGGAAUGAAAUUGAUAUUUGUCAACGUUACAGUUGUGACCAUAUCAUCAAACUUGUAGAAUUCUGUGAGAUUGGAGACAUGUUUUUCCUUAUUUUCGAUAAGAUGGGAGGAGGAGACCUAAGAGGAAUGUUGGAAUCACGUGAUUGUCUUCGUCUGAGUGAGACAGAAUCCUCUAAAGUUAUGAACACCCUGGCCAAAGCCCUCCAGGCUCUUCACGUCGAUGGUGUGGCCCACCGGGACAUAAAAUCUGAAAACAUUUUAUGUAAAAAUUCAGGAGAGGUCACACCACUCGUUUUGGGUGAUCUUGGGCUUGCCAGUGACCUCGCUUCUCGAUGUGAACUCUCAAAAGGGGACACAACUAAGACUACUCUGACGUCACCGGUCGGCACCCCUAUGUACAUGGCGCCAGAAAUUGUCGCUUUAAUGUGCGAUGACUCUAAGCCGCCUUACGACACCAGCUGCGACAUGUGGAGUAUGGGAGUUUUGUUGUAUGAAAUUCUGUUUGGUGUGAUGCCCUUCCAACGCGGCUGUGAUUAUCACCGUGGCAGUAUGGAUUUCUCCUGUAAUGACUGCAAGAUCCUCAUGUACCAGGACAUCCUUCGAGGGGACUACAGCUUUCCUGUAAAUGUUGGAGAGUUUUAUGCCCACAGCGCCGUGGAUUUGAUCAAACGCCUGCUGGUGGUUGAUCCCCAAGCCCGCUACUCGGCCGCAGAAGUACUGCAGCACCCUUUUCUUACCGAGCAACACGAGUGGUGACCUCGUCAUGCGAGCAUCCGUAUGUGUGGGGAGCCUGAGAGCCCUCAUAGAGACUGAUUUAUGACCGGCCAUUAACGGAAGCCUUCACAAUUCUGGAAACUUUUUGAAAAGGUCUUACUUCAUUGUGCUUCCGAUUUCCCGUCGCUUUCACACACCGAUUCUGAUACAAACAGGUUUGAAAGUAACCACGUCAGAACACCAACCUAACUCUUUCUACUACAGACAUAACAACACCGUUCUCAGCACAAAGAGUACCUGACCAUAUGUGACAUAGCCCACGGGUCCUGCUUGCCACGAUGACACGAGAAGACUAUGAUAACUAAGUUGGACUUGUAAUAGAAUGCUUCUUCUUCUCAAUGCGUCUAACUCUCACCAUGCUAAUCUUUGAAUAAAAAUAUAAAAAAGAUAUA
Messenger RNA from Aplysia californica (California sea hare), 2071 nucleotides. Its product is annotated as MAP kinase-interacting serine/threonine-protein kinase 1-like. The record is from RefSeq and is a predicted model, not a curated record. Gene Ontology annotation, biological process: protein autophosphorylation; peptidyl-serine phosphorylation; intracellular signal transduction. Lineage: Eukaryota; Metazoa; Mollusca; Gastropoda; Aplysiida; Aplysiidae. Gene Ontology annotation, molecular function: calmodulin binding; calcium/calmodulin-dependent protein kinase activity; ATP binding. Bases 489 to 1661 code for a protein of 390 amino acids. The transcript has a single exon. Gene Ontology annotation, cellular component: nucleus; cytoplasm.